AAACACAAAUACAAUAUGAGUAAAACUAAAAGAAAUUCACCAAAAAGGAAAAUCGGAAGAAAAUAAAGAACCAAAGCAAACAAUUAUACACAACUCAACCAAUACUAUAUGAGGGUGUGUUUUUUUUUGAUAAAUUAACAGUAUAUGAGGGUGUUUAUGUACUCUUCAUGAUCAUAAGAUAUACGACUAAUUCCAAUGUUAAAAUUUCACCAAUCUCACGCUUUCAAUAAAAUAUAAAUUAAAUAAAAUUAGUUUUAAUGAUAGUACGUAGUAGAAUUUAUAAAUAGAAUUGUGCUAUCUCAAAGUUUACGUUUAUUUAGGAGGGUAAGAUAUGUUGUAAAGGUACGUGCAUCUAUAUUUAAUGUAACAUAAAAUAAUCACUAAAGAAAAUAUAAAUCAAGUCAAAUAAGACCAAAAUAGUAAUCCCUCAGUCCCAUUAGGCUUGUCUAAUUCAUUUUGGGCACGGUUAUUAAGAAAAAAAUUAAACUAAUGUAGUAAAAGUGUAUAAAGGUGUAGACCAUAUUGUUUGUAGUGUAAAAUCAUUACCAAAAAUAGAAACACGAUAAUAUCAAUGGGACAACCCAAAAAAGAAAAUAAGACAAAAUCAAUGGGACAUAAAGAGUAUUAUUUUUAUAUACUAUUAAACUAAUACUUAAAAGUAAAGUCCUAUUUACAUUUAUCAUUUCUGGUGUUCAUCAAAAGUUGAGUACUAUUUUCUUUCUUAGGACAUUGGUUCGUAUCUUUUCAUUAUAUUAUAUCUUUACAAAUACUCCUUAAUUAUUUACAAAAAACCACUCGACCGCUCAAUUUAUAUAAUAGUGAGAUAUUUUCAUCAUUACAUAUAAAUCACCAAUCAUAUUUUUGGUGGACGGACGAAAUAAUAAUAAUUAUCAUUUAGUUAUAUGUUUUUUUUGGAUAAUUUGGUCUUUGUAUAUAUACAAACAAGCAACCCAACUAUAGAGCCAGAAAACUCCCAGCAUAAAUGGAGAAACCGCCGGAGCAAGUACAGCAGCAACUCGCCGCCGCCGCCGUCGACAUCGAUGAAGAAAAAGCCAAAGCCGCCCUCCGCAAACGCUACCUGCUGAGAUGCUGCAGCUGCGCCGGCGCGUCCCUAUUUUUCCUAUGCAUAUUCACCGUAGCCCUAGCCUUCACCGUGUUCAGAGCGAGAGCGCCGGAAUUCCGGCUCAACGGCUCCACCGUCAAGCUCGACCUCAUCAACGGCACCGGCCUCCCGCGGCCGGGAUCCAACGCCACCAUACUCGCCGACGUCUCGGUGAAGAACCGCAACUUCGCGUCGUUCAGGCACCGGAGCUCCGCCGCGCCGAUCUACUACCGCGGCGCCGCGAUCGGGGAGGCGCGCGCGCCGCCGGGGAACCUCCCGGCGCGCCGCACCGAGAGGAUGAACGUGACGGUCGACGUCAUCAUGGAUCGGGUCGUGGCGCUGCCGGGUUUCGGGUCGGACGUGGAGUCGGGUUCGGUUACGAUGAGCUGGUGCGCGCGGGUUGGCGGGAAGGCCAAGUUUUUAAUCGUUAAAAAGCACGUGACGAUGAAGAUGAACUGUACGGUCACGGUUGACGUGGCGAAGAUGGCAAUUUUGGAGUAUAAGUGUAAGCAAAAAAUCAAGCUGUUUAAUUAGAAGAACCUGCUCGAUCAAAUGCGUCAAUUAAAAUCUUUGGCUCUUAAUGCAUUGCUGGGCUCGAUCGCCAUCAUCAUGCAAUCUGUUCGUUGAAAUGCUGCAGAGAAGAAUCAUAAGGAUAUUGGCGACCAGCUACUUGAUGAAAUCGCCUAAAUUAAAACGCAUGCGUGGAACCUGUUCGAUGAAAUGCCAAGGUGAAAUCUUUUGCUCAGAAUGUGUUUGUAGAAUUAUCCAUGUGAAAACUCAUGGCUGUAUCUUUGGAUAUUAGCUGCUAUUUGGGAUUGUUUAGUUGUGUAAUGAUUUCUCACUCUUGGAAUAUUUAAUUUAAUUUAUUUCUUUUUAACUUC
This is a messenger RNA of Salvia miltiorrhiza (redroot sage), 1983 nucleotides long. RefSeq names its product late embryogenesis abundant protein At1g64065-like. The record is from RefSeq and is a predicted model, not a curated record. The transcript is spliced from 2 exons. The coding region runs from base 983 to 1636 and encodes 217 amino acids. Lineage: Eukaryota; Viridiplantae; Streptophyta; Magnoliopsida; Lamiales; Lamiaceae.